Molecule: messenger RNA, 1949 nt
Organism: Ixodes scapularis (black-legged tick)
Lineage: Eukaryota; Metazoa; Arthropoda; Arachnida; Ixodida; Ixodidae
Product: GTP-binding protein Rhes
Exons: 3
Coding region: 1-693 (230 amino acids)
Molecular function (GO): GTPase activity; GTP binding
Source: RefSeq, a predicted model, not a curated record
AUGCCCAGCACGGGGGGCCAGGUGGCGCCGCUGUCGGCCAUCGGUCCCCAGGAGGACCAGGCGGGCCAGACGGUCAAGGACCAGUACAAGCUGGUUGUGCUGGGCGGAGCACGCGUCGGCAAGACGGCCAUCGUGCACCAGUUUCUGUACGACGAGUUCCCCGUGGACUACUUCGCCACCGUCGAGGAGUUCCACACGGGCGAGUACGAGUUGAACGGGGCCUCGCUGACGCUGGACAUCGUGGACACGAGCGGGAGCUACCCUUUUCCCGCCAUGCGGAGGCUGGCCAUCUCGACGGCCGACGCCUUCGUGCUCGUGUACGCCAUCGACGACUCGGACUCGUUCGAGGAGGCGAGGUGCAUCCACGACCAGAUCGUCGAGCUCCGCUCCGCCCAGGCUCCGGUUGUCGUGGUCGGCAACAAGUGUGACCUUUCGGCCAGGAGACGGGUUCGUCGUGAAGUUGCCGAAACCAUGAUCUCCAUAGACUGGGAGCAUGGCUUCGUGGAGGCGUCUGCCAAGGACAACGUGAACAUCUUGUCUAUAUUCAAGGAGCUCUUGGUGCAAGCCAAGAUCCCUUACGAACUGAACACGGCCGCAGUGAACAAGAGGAGGCGUUCCUUGCCCGUCUACCCAACCAGUCCUAGCAUCAAGGACAAGACACUGCUCAAGAGAAACAGUUGCGCCGUGUCCUAGGCCUCGGCUCCGCCCUGAAAGCCAAGGCCAAGUAUUCGUUCGAGAGCUUCGUCUUGCUGGCAACUCAGGGUGCUGCUCAUUCGCCGUAGCAUCAACAAGGACUACAAGAAGAGCUUCGAAACUGUGGACUCUAGGCGCGGGUCCACUGCGUUCGUACCCGCAAUACGCCUGCUACCGAAGCUACAAGAGACAGAUUAUUCAACAGAUGGGUUCGUGGUGUGCUGCACGUCACCUACAUACAGUCUUCAAGGUUAGGCUUCAUCAAUGACUUGUCACACCAUAAAAAUCACUCCGAUGCGGAAAAUCUGCCUCUUUUGUCAUCUUAGUUUCUACCGUAACUUUGAAACGAAGGUUCUUUGAUGGAGUCAUCGGAGAGAGCUUGGCGUCCGCAACAAUUCCCCGAGAGUGAGAGAUACAACUCGCACCAGGAAUUCGACAUGCACCAAGAAGACGUGAUCAGACUUUCCGUAUGCUUGCCAAGUAGACACUAAAUUCUCAAGUGAUCCGAUCUCUGAUGGAGUGGUCCAAAAUAUAUUCGAGCUACCGUGACCGGCGACCUUAGGGCCAACCUUCAUCAGUGCCCAAAAUCAGGCUCCAACGCCAUCUGGUCGUGAAGAGGGAAAACAGGAAGUCCCGAAGCCAUCACCCUGCCAAGGUUUCCACAAUGCUCUCACAAAUGUGCCUCUUGCAUGGCAUCGCUAGAUACGGUGUGUAUGAAUCCAUGCUGUGUGCUACUUCAUGCGUGCUUCCGUGGAACUUUGCGUCCGGCAGAGCGACUGCACGACCGAUCGCAGGUUGGUCCGUCCAAGAGCGGCCCAAGUCUCAAUGUCUCCCCGGUGUGCAAGGCGAAUGUUCCCGCGACGGCUUCCAAUCUGUCAUCUACCUAUGUCCGUCUCAACGAAUACUACAACGAUCUUGCGCAGAGCGGACUCCGUGGACUCGGUGAAUAACAAAUCUUGACUGAUGUGCCAAGGUGACAUCGCCUACACCGCUCGAUUUAGAGCAUUAAUCUUUAGCGUCACCGGUGUGGGGCUUGGGCACUCCAAAAAAAUCCGUUGGAAAAAGCUUUUUGGUGCUUUAUAUUUCGAGUCUCCUUACAAAUCAAACAUAGAGACUCCUUUGUUAUUCCGGACAGGUCUUUCUAGGUUUCACAGAAGAACAUUUUCGAGCCUAUUGAAUCUGCAUCUCCCGCAUGACUACGUUAAUUUAUUUCCACAAUAAAACCAAUGUGUCGUAAGACUUUAUACACUCCAAAA